AUGGCAACCAAGCAGACAGAGCCGGUCACCAUCAUUAGCCUCCGGAAGCUGAGCCUGGAGACCCCAGAGCCACAGCAGAAAGAGUCAAAGACGUUUACCGUGGAAGAUGCUGUGGAGACCAUUGGAUUUGGACGUUUCCACAUUGCUCUGUUUCUGAUCAUGGGCAGCACUGGGGUUGCCGAGGCCAUGGAGAUCAUGUUAAUAGCAGUCGUGUCUCCUGUCAUCCGCUGUGAAUGGCAGCUGGAGAAUUGGCAGGUGGCAUUAGUGACCACGAUGGUGUUUUUUGGCUACAUGGUAUUCAGCAUCCUCUUUGGCCUUCUGGCUGACAGAUAUGGCCGCUGGAAGAUUUUGCUCAUCUCGUUCCUGUGGGGAGCCUACUUCUCCUUGCUGACCUCUUUCUCUCCCUCGUACAUCUGGUUUGUCUUCCUGCGGACAAUGGUGGGCUGUGGCGUGUCUGGUCACGCACAAGGGCUAAUCAUAAAGACUGAAUUUUUGCCUACAAAAUAUCGAGGCUAUAUGCUCCCCUUGUCUCAGGUGUUCUGGCUGGCUGGCUCCCUGCUUAUCAUUGGCCUGGCCUCUGUGGUCAUCCCCAGCAUUGGGUGGCGAUGGCUCAUCCGCAUCGCCUCUAUUCCUGGCAUCAUCCUAAUCUUGGCCUUCAAGUUUAUUCCUGAGUCCGCUCGCUUCAAUGUCUCCACUGGGAACACUCAGGCUGCCUUGGCCACGCUGGAGCAUAUCGCCAGGAUGAACCGCUCCGUCAUGCCAGAGGGGAAGCUGGUAGAGCCCAUCCUGGAAAAAAGAGGAAGAUUUGCAGAUCUAUUGGAUGCUAAAUAUUUACGGACCACGUUACAGAUCUGGGUCAUAUGGCUGGGAAUUUCUUUCGCCUACUACGGGGUCAUCCUGGCCAGUGCUGAGCUGCUGGAGCGGGACCUGGUUUGUGGUUCACGGUCUGAGUCCGAGGUGGUGGUGACUGUGGGGGACACAGAAGGGAGCCAGAGCCCCUGCCACUGCCACAUGUUUGCCCCCUCUGACUACAAGACCAUGAUUAUCAGCACCAUUGGUGAAAUUGCUCUGAAUCCUUUCAAUAUCCUGGGCAUUAAUUUCCUGGGAAGACGGCUGAGUCUUUCUAUCACCAUGGGAUGUACAGCCUUAUUCUUCCUUCUCCUCAACAUUUGCACAUCAAGUGCUGGCCUCAUUGGCUUCCUGUUCAUGCUGAGAGCUUUGGUGGCAGCCAACUUCAACACCAUCUAUAUUUACACUGCUGAGGUCUACCCCACGACGAUGCGUGCUUUGGGGAUGGGGACCAGCGGCUCCCUGUGUCGCAUUGGUGCAAUGGUGGCACCAUUUAUAUCCCAGGUUCUUAUGAGCGCAUCCUUUCUGGGAGCCCUGUGUCUUUUCUCAUCAGUCUGUGUUGUAUGUGCCAUUUCUGCAUUGACUCUCCCUAUUGAGACCAAAGGACGGGCCCUACAGCAAAUUAAAUGAAGACCUGCAAGCCAAUGUCUACCAGAGAAGAAAAAUGCAUUUUGUCUUUACAAAGAGCUGUGGCACAUUUUUAAAAACUUGGUUUAAUUUCUGUAUGCUAUUUGGUAAUUAAGAAACUGAUUAUGUAUUUUUGAAAAAUAAGGCACAUGAGAAUGAGGUGGGUUAAUUUUGUAUUCCCGUCUAUAGAACUUUUAUAAAAAUAUACUUCAAAGAUUGGAAAGGUGGGUCUAUGGGAGGUGGGCAGGGGGAAGGUAGCUUUUCUUCUUUGACAUGAAGUCUGUUAAAGUUUCUCAGAGAAAACACAUAUGUAUUUGAUAUUCUCCCAUGCGGCUUGUAGCAAAAGUUGGACUGAAAUUGUGUAGCCAAGGCAUGAACUUGGGGCUGUAUCAUUAAGCCUUUCAAAACAAAGUCACCAAAUUCACAAGAAAAAUGAGCGUUUAAAUUGUGGCC
Hyaena hyaena (striped hyena) is the source of this 1929-nucleotide messenger RNA. RefSeq names its product SVOP like (gene SVOPL). The record is from RefSeq and is a predicted model, not a curated record. NCBI's taxonomy places the organism in Eukaryota, Metazoa, Chordata, Mammalia, Carnivora, Hyaenidae. The transcript is spliced from 15 exons. Gene Ontology annotation, cellular component: membrane. Gene Ontology annotation, biological process: transmembrane transport. The coding region runs from base 1 to 1479 and encodes 492 amino acids. Gene Ontology annotation, molecular function: transmembrane transporter activity.